Molecule: messenger RNA, 1572 nt
Organism: Ilyonectria robusta
Lineage: Eukaryota; Fungi; Ascomycota; Sordariomycetes; Hypocreales; Nectriaceae
Product: general substrate transporter
Exons: 3
Coding region: 1-1572 (523 amino acids)
Biological process (GO): carbohydrate transport; transmembrane transport
Cellular component (GO): membrane
Molecular function (GO): carbohydrate:proton symporter activity
Source: RefSeq, a predicted model, not a curated record
AUGGCGUCCCCAAUUGCCCCCGUGGAGGCCAAGGAUGGGCAUGCCAUUGAACCGCGGGCAUCGGCCGCCGAAUACAUCGAGCCCAAGAGCGAUACCGUGGCCGCGGACCGCCAAGCUGAGCAUGACCUCACCAUGAAGCAGGUUUUCACCCGCCAUCCAGCGCUCGCAUUCUGGUCUUUCUACUGGGCCAUGGCCGGAGUCGGCUGGGGAUUUGAUGCCCAGAUCAAUGGUGCCAUGAUUUCCGUCGAGUCGUUCCGCCGUGACUUUGGAUAUGUCGAGGACGGCGUGGCCAUCUUGCCGGCUGACUGGCAGUCAGCCUUCAACAUCAUCAGCUCCGUUGGUCAAUUCUUCGGAGGCUUCGUCUGCUCCUGGGUCUGCGACAAGGUCGGCCGAAAGAACUCGCUUGCCAUUGGUCUUGUCAUCAUCACGGGAGGCAUCUUCGGCGAAAUGUUCUCGACCACAAGGGCCGCCUUUCUCGUCGCAAAGCUGAUCCUGGGUUUCGGCUUGGGCUUCUAUCUCACCUUGGCCCCCUUGGCAACGUCCGAGAUUGCACCUGUCGUCCUGCGCGGUCUGUCUACCAGCGGUGUUAACCUGGGAAUCGCCGUGGGCCAGCUCAUUUCCAACGGCGUCGUCAAAGGCUUCGGGGAGCGGACGGACCGCUGGGCGUACCGGGGACCUUUUGCCACCCAGCUCUUCUUCAUUUUCUUCCUUGCCGCCGGACUGCCCUUCGUGCCGGAGACGCCUUGGUACCUUGCUCGCAAGGGUAAGCGAGAGGAGGCCAAGCAAUCCAUCGUCAAGCUGUACGGCGCUGGCGUCGACGCGGAGGCCAAACUGGCCAGUCUGGAGGAGACGAUUGCCGAAGAAGAUUCCAGCCGAGCCGAAGAAGCGUCGUGGGCUCAGUGUUUCAAGGGCGUUGAUCUGACCCGAACCAUGAUCAGCAUCGGUGUUUUCGUAUGCCAGCACUUCGUCGGUAUUAUUUUCGUCCUUGGCUACUCGACCUACUUCUUCCAGCUUGCCGGUCUGGCCGACUCUCGCAGCUUCGACCUGGGCGUCGGCGUAACGGCCUGCGGCGUGGCUGGUAACAUUUCCAGUUGGUUCGUCGUCAACUCAUUCGGUCGUCGCAAGAUCUUCAUUGGUGGCAUGGUGGCUCUUACGACCCUCCUGUUCCUCAUCGGCAUCAUGGACGUAGUUCCCAGCGGCGCCGCAAAGUGGGUGCAGUCCGCAUGCACCGUCAUCUACGCCUUCGUCUACUUCGCCAGCGUGGGCGCCAUGGCAUUUGCCAUCCUUGGCGAGGCCAGCAGCACUGCUCUCAAGGCCAAGACCAUGGCUCUGGCCACUGCUACCCAAGCCGUCAUGGGAAUCAUCAUGAGCUUUGCCAUUCCGUACAUGGUGAAUCCCGAUGAGGGCAACCUGAAGGGCAAGGUCGGAUUUGUCUUUGGUGGACUCUCUCUGUUUGCGUUGACCUGGAGUUGGUUCUACGUUCCGGAACUCAAGGGCCGACGAUACGAUGAGAUUGAUCGGUUGUUCCAACUGAAGAUUUCCCCCCGAAGGAUGGGCACAUAUCAGCUGUAG